Messenger RNA from Aspergillus tanneri, 807 nucleotides. Its product is annotated as YccV family DNA-binding protein. The record is from RefSeq and is a predicted model, not a curated record. The transcript has 2 exons. Lineage: Eukaryota; Fungi; Ascomycota; Eurotiomycetes; Eurotiales; Aspergillaceae. The coding region runs from base 1 to 807 and encodes 268 amino acids. Gene Ontology annotation, molecular function: DNA binding.
AUGGACCCAUUUCGUUCGGACAGAGUGACCCCAGUCACUGAACUUCAAAGUCAGCUGAAUUUUUUGGGCGCCUCAACUAAUGAACAGUCAACAUUUCUAAAGGAGUCAUUGGUUUCGGAAAUCGUUUUACGGUCCAGCAACAACAUUUUAAAUUCGGUUCGGCGCAUGUCUCAUUUCUCUGAUGUGCGCCUAGGCCUAGUAGACAUUGACAGCGCAAAGUACGCGGCUGUUUGGUCGGCAGUGCUUCUUACAGACCCUUCUCAGCCGGCGGCGUCUAGGCACCAUUUACCUUGGCUGAUGGAACUGUUUGCUACAGAGUUCCCAUCUGACGCCUUUCUUAUUGAGGAAUAUGUUGCGCCACUCUUUCUUGGUAUGCGCGAACAUGACCACAUUCUUGAAAGUCUACACGUCAUGAGGGCUGUGGAUGAAAUGCCAAAGCAGAUUAAGAGACGCGCCUUGCACAACGGUAGUAUCAAGUAUCAAAUAGGCCAAGUCUUUCGACAUCGGCGCUAUGAUUACAAAGCAGUCAUUACAGGUUGGGACAUAGAGUGUGAUGCUGGUGACCAAUGGGUGAGGCAGAUGGGCAUCGACCGGUUGCAACAUGGCAGGCACCAAAGUUUCUACCAUGUUCUUGUUGAAGAUAGAAGUGUGCGGUAUGUGGCUGAGGAAAAUAUUGAUCCUAUGUCACCACCUAUCUCGGAGCUUCCAGUGUCUCUUACUUCUGCAGCGGGGAAGCACUUCAGACGAUGGGAUACAGGGGCGCGGAGAUUUGUGAGCAAUAUACGAGAUGAGUAUCCAGAUGACUGA